This is a messenger RNA of Patella vulgata (common limpet), 1479 nucleotides long. Its product is annotated as E3 ubiquitin-protein ligase TRIM56. The transcript has 2 exons. Lineage: Eukaryota; Metazoa; Mollusca; Gastropoda; Patellidae. The coding region runs from base 42 to 1088 and encodes 348 amino acids. Gene Ontology annotation, molecular function: zinc ion binding. The record is from RefSeq and is a predicted model, not a curated record.
AAUAAUAUCCUUGUUAAAGACGCGCAGACGGUGAAAGCAAUAUGGCGGAGAAAAAUGAUCGUCUGAACUGUAGUAUUUGUUUAAACGACUUCAAGAAGCCUAAAAUCUUAGACUGUUUUCAUUCAUUUUGCGAGAGUUGUCUAAGUGAUUAUGUCAGAAAAUAUGAAGAAAAUGGCGAAUUUAUGUGUCCGUUGUGUAGACGUACUAUUCUAAUCCCCACUGGUGGGGUGAAGGACUUGGCUUCUAAUGUUUACAUUGAAGAAAGACAAAGCGUCCAUCAACCUAAAAGUAACCCACCAUGUAAUAUUUGUGAUAAGGAUAUCCAGUCACAAUUCCGCUGUAAGGAUUGUGACAAAUUCCUGUGUGAUUCGUGUAAAACUACUCAUGAUUUGUUUGUAAGCGGCUUGAAUCAUUACGUCAUAUCACUUGCCGAAGAUGACACGAAUGACGUCAAACCUUUGCGCCAUGUCAUUUGUCAACAUCACCAGAAGAAGAAUGCAGUUUAUUGUUCAGACUGUUCCAAAGUAAUUUGUUCAAAAUGUUCAAAGAAAGAACACGAACAUCAUAUAAUAAUAAACAGUGAGGACACUGAUCAAGUUAUUAAAGCGGCUAAAGCAAGUCUCGAGAAACUAAAGAAGGACAUAGACCACCAGAUACAACGGUUAUCUGAUUGCCGAGAUGUGGUGAAAACAUCAUCGUCUAACCUCCACGAAGCAAUAACAACAGCCUGUAAGUUGGUAGAUGAGCAAGUUGCGACUAUUUGUGAAACAGUAAAAUAUCAUGGUGAAGAAAUCAAACACGACAUCAAGAAAUCAGAGUUUAAUGAACAUAAGCUCUACCAGAUGCACGAAGAACUCGUUACCAUAAUCGAUGAAUUGAAAACAGGUAAUGCCGAAUUAUCUGACGAUCUGACGAACGGUGAUUCUGUGGAUUUAUUAGAUGGGUUCCCUGAUCUUAGAAACAGAUUAACGGUUAUAGAAAAGAAACCGUUUUAUAUUCCAGAGUUUCAGAUACCAGGUGUGAAGUUGGGUGAUGUUGAUGAGGUGUUACGUAAUACAAUAGGACAGAUCUUAAGCUACGAAGUCUGAAUUUAGGUGAUGUAUACCGUCAGGUAUUACGUAACAUAAUAGGACAGAUAAAAAGGAUUUCGAAAAACCAGAUGAAAACGGCGAAUACAAAUGGGAAUAUAUCCACCCACAGCUAGCAAUAAUAGUAAAACCUCCAUGAGUACUGAACAGUAACUAUUUAGGGUCAAAUUCUUGAUUUAUUAAAUAGUAAUCCAUUGUUUAAGCUUCCCUCCCGCCACACCCUGUUUUAUUUCAUUUUCAUUUCGGAUGGUGGGACCCUUUUUUUUUACCUUACCUUUGCUUUAGGUUCUGUCAAUCAAAUUGAGUAUUGAAUUUUUUUUGGAAAAUUAUUUAUUUAAAUAAUGCUUGAUAUUGUUCAUAUGUGCUUACUGAAUAAAUGACCUUUCAACAA